Messenger RNA from Blastomyces dermatitidis ER-3, 2033 nucleotides. RefSeq names its product RTA1 domain-containing protein. Gene Ontology annotation, cellular component: membrane. Lineage: Eukaryota; Fungi; Ascomycota; Eurotiomycetes; Onygenales; Ajellomycetaceae. The record is from RefSeq and is a predicted model, not a curated record. The transcript has 2 exons. Bases 358 to 1275 code for a protein of 305 amino acids.
CCCGGCCCAGACGUUUGCCAACUGGGUGGACGAAAAAUUCCGCCCAUGGAUUUCCAAGACUCCAAGCACGUUCGUUCGUUCGUUCGUUCGUAAUAAUAAUAACCUCACUGCUUGAUGCUGUCUAAAUAAGAAAAAGCUCGCCUCUCAAUAUGGAGAACAGCUGAGCUUUCCAUGAUCCUAUUUUAAUCACCACCACCGCGGUCUACCCCCAAACUUGAGCACAGAAAGCGCACAGCUUCGUCUCUCAAAGUUUCAAUAUCAAACAACCUACGUUUUUAAAUCUUCCUAUCAAUAUCAAGCCCUCUGGGCUAAAACUUUAUAAGAGCGCCUGGCACCACCUGAAAAGGAAGCUGGAACAUGGCCGACGCCGCGCAGGGCGGUGCAGGUGCAGGUAGUGGGAGAUAUGAUCACAUGGGUCCCCAUUUCGACUUCGAGCUCUAUAGAUACAUCCCAUCGCUUCCCGCCGCCAUCAUCAGCGUUGUUGUUUUCGGAUUUUUAACAGCCGCUCAUACCUGGCGAUUGCUGCGUGCGCGGGCUUUCUACUUCACAGCCUUUACCGUCGGCGGUCUAUUUGAAACAAUCGGCUACUGUGGAAGAAUCUGGGGCCAUUAUGACAAGUUCUCCCUCGGCGGCUUCAUCAUCCAGGCCAUUCUCAUCCUCGUUGCGCCCGCUCUAUUCGCAGCCUCCAUCUACAUGAUCCUCGGUCGCCUAAUCCGGACCCUACGCGCCGAACACCUCUCCCUCAUCCCCGUGCAAUGGGUCACCAAGAUCUUCGUCACGGGCGACGUGUUCUCCUUCAGCCUACAGGCCGCCGGCGGCGGCAUCCAGGGCGGCAGGAGUCUGAAGCUGUUCGAGCUAGGGGAGAAGAUCAUCGUGGCCGGCCUGUUCACGCAGAUUUCCAUCUUCGGCUUCUUCGUGGUCACGACCGUCCUGUUUCACCUCCGGGUCGCCAACGCGCCGACCCCCACCGCGACGCACGGCGUGAUCCCGUGGAAACGGCACGUUUUCGCCCUCUAUGCCUCCAGCACCAUCAUCUUGGUCCGGAGUAUCUUUCGCGUCGUUGAGUACCUGCAGGGCAACGGCGGCUAUCUCAUCUCCCACGAGGUGUUCUUGUAUAUCUUUGACAUGGUUCUUAUGGUGGUCGUUAUGAGCAUAUUUCUCUUUUGGUAUAUCGAUGACCUGGAAUCGAAAUGGGGGCAUGAUAAGCCGGAGGAAUCGGAGGAACGGGUCGAAUCGCAGGAUGGCAUGCUCGAGGAAUUACGUCCACGUACUUAGAACGCAUGUUUUAAACGUAUAUUUUUUGUGUUUCGAUUAUCUUUGGCGAGGCCUGGCCUGCCCAGCCCGUAGUAACUGGCAUGGCAUUGAGGGUUGGCACCAAAAUACUCUUUUUCAGGGGCCAGCCAGUGGUGGGGUUGGAAGGAAUUCGAGUUCUCCCCCCUUUUUACCACCAAUUCCAAUUCAUUUGGAUGUACAGGUACAUAGAUCAUAUAGAGAUUUAAACUUAAGCAUUUUGUAUUGUAUAUUGAGCAUUCGGAGUAAUGCAUACCCAGGCGGCUGUUCGAUGUCUCAGAGUUUGCACCCAUUCACCGCGUUCCAAGCUCCAUCUAUCCUCCUUCGGGGCUGAUCAUUUCUGUAUUUCUAGGCCAGGCGCGUCAAAGCGUCAAAUCAGGGGAUGAGGGUUCAUUCAUCUCUAUUUUAUUGCUGUACACGGUGAGCUACUCACGCAGCGUGGGAUGUUCCUCGGCCUAGAGAGUAGUCAAAUAUUUUGAUACGGGACAAUAUGUUGAUUACCGUCGGUCUUCCCAAAGAUGUAGCACCAGCAUGCAUAAUUCAGCAGUGACCUAUAUCCAGCGUCCGUAUCCCCCUCACAGUACGCUCUGAAAGAUCUCCAAUAAAUCCAUCAAUCCAAAAACCCCCCUGAUUAGCCUUCAAACACGCAGCCAAUCUCCUCUGCCAGCCAAGUAGUCCACAACUUAUGCUCCUCGUCGAGAAUUUUAUACGCUUUACGUAUGAGCCGUUCGCUCCACCCCUGC